CGCGCAUGCCCAGAACUGCGUCACGUGCCCGCGCGCUCCAGCCGGCGCGAGCUCUGCUGCGUCCGCCGCGGCCCGAACUGCGCCGCGCGCCGCUAUGGAGCGCAUCGAGGGGGCGGCCGUGGGCCGCUGCACCGCCUCGCCCUACCUGCAACCUUUCACGCUGCACUACCGCCAGAAUGGUGCCCAGAAGUCGUGGGACUUCGUGAAAACACACGACAGUGUGACCAUCCUGCUCUUCAACUCUUCGCGGAGGAGCCUGGUGCUGGUGAAGCAGUUCCGGCCAGCUGUGUAUGCGGGCGAGGUGGAACGCCGCUUCCCAGGGUCCCUGGCGGCCGUGGACCAGGACGGGCCCCGGGCGCUGCCAGAGGCUCUGCCCGGCUCGGCAGGGGUGACGUUCGAGCUGUGUGCCGGCCUCGUGGACCAGCCCGGGCUGUCGCUGGAGGAAACGGCCUGCAAGGAGGCCUGGGAGGAGUGCGGCUACCGCCUGGCGCCGGCCGACUUGCGCCGCGUGGCCACCUACAAGGUCUCGGCUGCUGGGUCCACUGUCUGCCCUGGGGCUCCAGGGGCCCUUCCCAGCUCCUGGGGCUGCAGCUGCGGCUGUGGCUCUGUCCUGGCUGGCUGUCGGCCGGGACAUGGUCAGCUCCUCGAGGCUGUGCAGUGCCUGCCGUGCGGCCCCUCACAGCGUGCAGCUCGCUGCACCUUCCAAGCUGACGGGUCUGGCGUGGGACUGACCGGCUCCAGCCAGACCAUGUUCUAUGCAGAGGUGACCGACGCCCAGCGGGGCGGCCCCGGCGGGGGCCUGGCUGAGGAGGGCGAGCUCAUCGAGGUUGUGCACCUGCCCCUGGCGGGCGCCCAGGCCUUCUCAGACAACCCGGACAUCCCCAAGACCCUCGGCGUCAUCUUUGGUAUCUCUUGGUUCUUCAGCUGUGUGGCCCCCGGCCUGGACCCCCAGUGACACUCCGGAGGGCUGGACGAGGCUGGUCCCAGCCACCCACCCCUGCAGACUCAAUAAAGGCUUGUACGGCUCCA
Molecule: messenger RNA, 1029 nt
Organism: Phyllostomus discolor (pale spear-nosed bat)
Lineage: Eukaryota; Metazoa; Chordata; Mammalia; Chiroptera; Phyllostomidae
Gene: NUDT14
Product: nudix hydrolase 14
Exons: 6
Coding region: 95-955 (286 amino acids)
Biological process (GO): ribose phosphate metabolic process; nucleoside phosphate metabolic process
Molecular function (GO): metal ion binding; UDP-sugar diphosphatase activity
Source: RefSeq, a predicted model, not a curated record